Ylistrum balloti is the source of this 705-nucleotide messenger RNA. RefSeq names its product sulfotransferase 1C4-like. Gene Ontology annotation, biological process: sulfation. The record is from RefSeq and is a predicted model, not a curated record. Gene Ontology annotation, molecular function: sulfotransferase activity. Gene Ontology annotation, cellular component: cytoplasm. Lineage: Eukaryota; Metazoa; Mollusca; Bivalvia; Pectinida; Pectinidae. The transcript is spliced from 4 exons. Bases 1 to 705 code for a protein of 234 amino acids.
AUGAUCUGUCAGCUACAACAUCGUUCUCUCGAAUAUGCAGGCUCACCUUUUCUGCUUGAAUUUGAAAAUUUAUCACAAAUGAAUACACUGGGUUCGGUACGUACGUAUGCCACCCAUCUAACCUACCCAUUUAUUCCGGAAGAAGCAAAGCAGGGCAAUAUCAAAGUUAUCAACGUUACCAGAAAUCCAAAGGACGUGUUCUGUUCCUUGUUCGAAUAUCAAUCUAGACUCAACAACAGGUUAUUUCAGGGAAGUUUCAACGGAUUUUUUCACCAGUUCGUGUCAGACGGAUUGCCGACCUGCGGAGCCUCCUGGUUCACCCACGUUAAAGAAUGGGAAAUUGCCAAGAAGUCAAAUCCGCGCAUGCGAUGUCUAAGCUUACGAUAUGAAGACUUAAUACGGAAUCCGUUUUCAAGUAUUUUGAAAUUGGCAAAGUUCCUGGAAGCAGACUACGAUGAAAACUUCUUGAGGAAAGUGGAGCAGACCCUAACAUUUGAGAAUAUGAGGAAGGAACACAAUACACAAAAAGGGAAAACAUCAAAAUAUUUGACAUGGGUCACCGAUGGAAGAUUGCCAAUUUAUCGAAAAGGGGUUAUCGGUGAUUGGAAACAAAAACUGACAGUAAAACAAAAUGAGUUGUUUGAUGAAGCUUAUUUGGAGAAGAUGGCUGGCAUGCCAUUCGAUCUCAGUUUUGUAUAUGAAUGA